UCCGCUUCCGCCCUCUGAUCGCCUCCGUCUCGCAUUCCGUGGGCCGGUGCUAUGGCCAUGGAGGGCCACGCGGCGGUGCUGGCGCUGGGCCGCUGCAGCAGCGGGGAGCAGCUGAGGAGCCGCGUGUGCUGCCGGGAGCUGCACCAAGCUGCGUCCUGGAGCGUCCAGGAGCUGCGACUGUGCCCGCGUGACGACUGGCGAGCUCUUGCUGCCCUGCUGAAGGCGCAAACGCCUUCAUGGCGCUCAAGGCCCUGCCCUACUUGCAACACUUCAACCUCCGGGGGCUCAGCAACCUCACUCAGGAGUUGCUGAUGGAGCUCAGGCGGCUGGCUCCGCGGGUGCAGAGCUGGGACGUGCGCUUUGCCAUGCCGCUGCCCUGGACAUGCCUGGAACAGUGGCUGCGGCAAGAGGCCCAGAAAGGUGACUCGACGAGGACGCAGGUGCUCCACACGCUGGGCGCGCAUCCCAGUCCUGAGCUCACCCCUCGGGAGGUGGUUGUUGCACAAGCCUAUGCUCUCCAUUGCGGCCGCAUCGAUGUUUGCUUCCGCUUCACCUCGCACUUGAACAGACUGAUGACAGGACCUUUGGAGCGAUUCGCGCGCUUGUUCGACGCCCCCUCGCGCUACGCCAUCAUGGUGGGCUGCGAGCGCUUUGCGGUGGAGGACACCGCCAAGGAGGGCGCGGCCCAGUGCUUCGUGGUGACCUUCUGGGGAGCGCCACAGAGCCCCGGAGGGAGGGAGAAGUCGCAGAGCUACAUCUGGCAACUCUCCUGCGGUCAGAUGGAUGACGGAUGCUGGAGCACCGACUCGGUGGUACCGCUGGACAUCGACUCCUUCUGGGAUGGCUCCUUUCUGGAGGAGUGAGCUACCGGCGCGGCGCGGGGUUGAUUUGCUCAACGUGC
Molecule: messenger RNA, 901 nt
Organism: Effrenium voratum
Lineage: Eukaryota; Dinophyceae; Suessiales; Symbiodiniaceae
Source: the annotation of a GenBank genome assembly